AAUAAUGUCAGAAAAUUUAUUACACGUAAUCAUUCAUUAGAAACAUGUAAGUAUGCAACAAAGAAUAUAAAACCGAUUGGAUCUACUGUAGAUUCGAAAAAAGUAGAAUUUUUUGCAAAAUUAAACAACAAAUGGUGGGAUCGGAAUGGUUAUUUAGCUCUUCUUCAUAUUAUGAAUAAUAUUAGAGUAAAGUUUAUACAAGAUGGUUUAGCUAAAGCAGGCUUUAUCAAAGAUGAUACAAAUUUACCUUUAAAAGGAAUAAAGAUUGUGGAUAUUGGUUGUGGUGGAGGAAUACUCUCUGAACCAUUAGCUAAAUUAGGAGCACAAGUAACUGGAAUAGAUAAUUCAUUGGAAUUGAUAAAUGUUGCAAAGGAACAUGCCUCAUUAGAUUGUAAUUUAUCGGGAAGAUUAAAUUAUAUUCGAACUACCAUUGAAGAAUUUGAAAAAGAAAAUAAAGAGAAAUAUGAUGCAGUGGUAGCUUCUGAAAUUUUGGAACAUGUAUUUAAUCAACAAUUAUUUAUUAAAUCGUGUUCAUCAAUUAUAAAACCUGGAGGAUCAUUGUUCGUUACUACCACAAAUAAAACUUUACAAUCUUGGUUGGCUGGAAUUGUGGCAGAAUAUAUAUUCAAUAUUUUAGCAAUUGGAACAAAUGAGUGGAACAAAUUUAUUUCGCCAGAAGAAGUUCAAUGUUUCUUAGAAACUUGUGGUCUGAAGACAGAAAUAAUUCGUGGGAUGAUUUUUAAUCUAAUAAAAUAUGAAUGGUAUUGGUCAUCAAACGUUUCAAUGGGCUAUGCGCUUCAUGCAAUCAAACAGUGAUAAUCUAAAAUUGUUCGUAAUG
Messenger RNA from Vespa crabro (European hornet), 838 nucleotides. Its product is annotated as ubiquinone biosynthesis O-methyltransferase, mitochondrial-like. The transcript has 4 exons. Gene Ontology annotation, molecular function: 2-methoxy-6-polyprenyl-1,4-benzoquinol methyltransferase activity. Gene Ontology annotation, biological process: ubiquinone biosynthetic process. NCBI's taxonomy places the organism in Eukaryota, Metazoa, Arthropoda, Insecta, Hymenoptera, Vespidae. Bases 172 to 816 code for a protein of 214 amino acids. The record is from RefSeq and is a predicted model, not a curated record.